This is a messenger RNA of Rana temporaria (common frog), 6520 nucleotides long. It is a transcript of the gene NRCAM, whose product is annotated as neuronal cell adhesion molecule. Gene Ontology annotation, biological process: cell-cell adhesion; brain development. NCBI's taxonomy places the organism in Eukaryota, Metazoa, Chordata, Amphibia, Anura, Ranidae. Gene Ontology annotation, molecular function: cell-cell adhesion mediator activity. The transcript has 34 exons. The record is from RefSeq and is a predicted model, not a curated record. The coding region runs from base 340 to 4311 and encodes 1323 amino acids.
GCGGCUUUGGAGGGAGCGCGCAGAGGAUGCUGCUGGUCUUCGCUGAGGCUGCAGAGGCGGCUGUGUGAGCUCCGGAGGACAGAGCAGCAUCAUCAGCCUAUCCAUCCUAGAAGAGCCCGGGGGGAGCAGGCGGAGAGGAGCCCCUUGGUGGAGGUAUCUGAGUACACUGUUACCUUAAAGCAUGGGAAAUACUGCUGGAAAUAAUUUGAUUGUUUAAAAGCAGCAAACAUUUGAGUUGAUAUCCCUAUGAUACCGGGUUCCGUAUUGUGAAGGAAUCUGUUGUGAUAAGAAGAAAAGCUUCUGUCUCUCAGCGGGAGUAGACUUAGGCAGCUUAAAAUAAUGCAGAAGAAAAGAUUAUUACCCGGCAGAGCUCCUUUGGUCCUUAUUUUGUGCCAAGUACUUACAGCACUAGAAGUGCCACUUGAUCCACAACUUCUAGAGCAAUUACCACAGCCUCCAACUAUAACUCAUCAGUCACCAAAACAUUACAUUGUGGAUCCAAGAGAGAAUAUUGUGAUUAAGUGUGAAGCCAAAGGAAAGCCAUCACCAAGCUUUUCUUGGACUCGCAAUGGCACCCUUUUUGACACAGAAAAAGAUCCACUAGUAACAAUGAAACCAAACUCAGGAACCCUUGAAAUAAAUAUAUUAAAUGGAGGAAAAGCAGAAUCUUAUGAAGGGGAAUACCAGUGCACUGCCAAAAAUGACCGUGGAACAGCUGUAUCAAACAAUAUUAUUGUUCGUCAGUCCAACAUCUUUAUAAUCCUCAAAGCCAUCUUGUUAGAAGGAUCCCCUCUCUGGACAAAAGAGAAAAUUGAGCCAAUUGUGAUGCAACAGGGUAUGCCCCUGGUUUUACCAUGCAAACCUCCAAGAGGUUUACCACCUCCAGUUGUAUUCUGGAUGGAUAACUUUUUCCAGCGACUACCUCAGAAUGGAAGGAUUUCCCAAGGUCUGAAUGGCGAUCUUUAUUUUUCCAAUGUUCAGCCAGAGGAUUCACGGGAUUUUUACAUCUGCUAUGCAAGAUUUAACCUAACUCAGACUAUCCACCAGAAGCAACCCAUUUCCUUAAAGGUUUUGGCAACGGAUUCUAUGAAUGAAACUAUAGCUGCUAAUUUAACUGACACUGAUUUUUAUGGUGACAGCCCUGCAGAUCAUAGAAGUCCAUCACUUUUGGUUCCUACUGGCCAAACAAGUAACAUAACUGUGCUCAGAGGGGAAGUGCUGCUGUUGGAAUGUAUUGCUGAAGGACUGCCUACACCAGAAAUUCGUUGGAAUAAAGAAGGAGCCGAACUACCAAGCGACAGAGUUUUCUACGAAAACUUUAAUAAAACUUUGAAGAUAGUAGAUGUGUCAGAAGCCGAUGCUGGGAAGUACAGAUGUGCAGCUCACAAUAUUAGGGGCUCAGCUCACCACAUCAUAACAGUAAUUGUAAAAGCUGCACCUUACUGGAUCACUGGACCUAAGAAUCUUGUAUUGUCACCAGGAGAGGAUGGCACAUUGAUUUGUAGAGCCAAUGGAAAUCCUCCUCCCUCUAUUACAUGGCUAAUAAAUGGAGUGGCAAUUGAUUUGGCUCCUCAUGACCCGAGCAGAAGAGUAGAAGGGGAUACGGUGAUGUUUACAAAAGUGCAAGAACGAGCUAGCGCUGUCUACCAGUGUAAUGUUUCUAAUAUAUAUGGCUACCAGUUGGCAAAUGCAUUUGUAAAUGUUCUAGCUGAGAAGCCGCGGAUCCUUUCAUCAAAGAAGGUUUAUCAAGUUAUUGCUAAUAAAGCUGCCUUUCUUGACUGCCCCUUUUUUGGGUCACCUGUUCCUCAUAUAGAAUGGUUUAAAGCCAUGCAAGCCAGUGUUCUGUAUGGUAACGGGUAUAUUUUCCAUGAUAAUGGGACACUAGAAGUGCCUGUUGCCCAGAAAGACAGCACUGGGACCUACACAUGUGUAGCCAGAAAUAAAUUAGGAACAGACCAAAAAACUGUCGAGCUGGAAGUCAAAGAUCCAACAAUGAUUAUUUCUCAACCAGAAUACAAAGUGGUUCAGAGAUAUGGUAGUGUAUCCUUUGAAUGCAAAGUUAAGCAUGAUCCCACUCUAGCAGCAGAAGUGCUGUGGCUGAAAGACAACAGUGACCUUCCCAUUGAUGAAAGAUUCAUUGUUGAAAAGGAGCGUCUGACUAUCAAGAACAUAACAGACAAGGAAAAAGGCACUUACACUUGUGUAGCAAAUACUACCUUGGACAGCGCCUCUGCUAGUGCAGUGCUCACUGUUGUUGAAGCUACUCUGCCACCACCUGUAAAGAACGAUCGGCCAGAGGCACCUUCUGAUUUGGAAUUGACUGAUCCUCUUGAAAAGAGCGUGCAGCUGUCCUGGGUGUCAGGAGAUGACAAUAACAGUCCUAUUACUGAAUUUAUCAUUGAAUAUGAAGAUGCCAUGCGUGAACCAGGCAUGUGGCACCUCCAGACCAAAGUUAGCGGUACACAGACUACAGCAUCCUUGAGUCUUUCUCCUUAUGUUAACUACUCCUUCCGUGUUAUUGCUGUUAAUGAAAUUGGCAGAAGUGUCCCCAGUGUACCUUCUGAACGCUAUAUGACAAAGGCAGCAGAGCCUGAUACAAACCCGUCUGGUAUUAAAGGAGUUGGUACAGAGCCAGAUAAUUUGGUAAUCACUUGGAACCCUAUAAGAGGUUUUGACUCCAAUGGACCUGGUCUCCAGUACAAAGUCAGCUGGAGGCAGAAAGAUUUUGAUGAAGACUGGACAGAUGUCACAGUUGCAAAUGUUUCCAAAUACAUAGUGUCUGGCACACCUACCUUUGCUCCUUAUGAAUUAAAGGUUCAAGCAUUAAACGACCUUGGGUAUGCCCCUGAGCCACCUGUUGUAAUUGGACAUUCCGGAGAAGAUCUUCCCAUGGUUGCUCCUGGUAAUGUUGAAGUAGAAGUCAUUAAUGCCACUUUAGCAAAAGUUCAGUGGGACUCUGUCCCUCUGACAUCGGUCAGGGGACACUUGCAGGGAUACCGGGUCUACUACUGGAAAUCACAAAAUCGAACAAACAGAAAUAGAAGACACAUUGAAAAAUGGAUGCUAACGUUUUCUGGAAACAGGACCCAUGGGAUGCUUCCUGGAUUACAGCCAGACACCAACUAUAUCCUUAAUGUGAGAGUUGUCAAUGGCAAAGGGGAAGGCCCUUCCAGCAAGGAUAAAUACUUUGAGACACCUGAAGGAGUUCCUAGUAUGGCAGUUCUACAAAUUCAUCAUCGAACUUCUGAUUCACUGACUUUGACAUGGAGUCCACCACUCCAUCCAAAUGGAGUCCUGACACAAUACACUCUGAAGUAUCAGUCAAUAAAUGCUACACAUGAGCUAGAGCCACCCGUGGAAGUUAUAAUCCCAGCAAAUGAAUCAAGUCAUAUUCUUAAAAAUUUAAACCAGAACACGAGGUACAAGUUUUACUUUUAUGCACACACUGCUGUGGGACCUGGGAUCCAAAGUACACAAGAAGCAGUAACUGCUAUGGAUGAAGGUAAGAUGGCUGUUUUUCCCCAACCUGCUCUGGGUGCAGGCAAAGAGCACAUCUUUGCCACUUCUGCUGUCAUUCACACUGUGCAUCCAACAUAUUACAUGGCCCAGCCAGUCAGGAUCAAGAAUAUCACUGCCGCGGAAACAUCUGCUACUAUUUUGUGGAAUGUUGAGAAUCCAGAAUUGAAGGUCUUUGUUAAAUAUGUAGAACUGAGCAAAGAAGACUGGAAAGAGGAAUCGGUAAAUAGUACUCGGAGUGCUUUGGUAAUAAAAGGUUUAUCUCCUGGAACAUCAUAUAAAGUGCAAGUUUAUUCUGAUGAUCACAAUGAAUUGUAUGCAGAAGAAACAUUUCAGACAGGUCCAGCCAUGGCAAGUCGGCAAGUUGACAUUGCAACGCAGGGAUGGUUUAUUGGCCUCAUGUGUGCGGUAGCCCUCUUGAUAUUAGUUUUAUUGAUUGUUUGUUUUAUUCGAAGAAACAAAGGAGGAAAGUACCCAGUUAAAGAAAAAGAGGAUGCUCAUGCAGAUCCUGAAAUCCAGCCUAUGAAAGAAGAUGAUGGAACAUUUGGUGAAUACAGCGAUGCUGAAGACCAAAAACCGCUUAAAAAGGGAAGCCGGACUCCGUCAGAUAGAACGGUGAAAAAAGAUGACAGCGAUGACAGUUUAGUUGACUACGGGGAAGGAGUAAAUGGUCAGUUCAAUGAAGAUGGCUCCUUUAUAGGACAAUACAGUGGUAAAAAAGAAAAAGAGCCUGUAGAAGGCAAUGAAAGUUCAGAAGCUCCAUCUCCGGUGAACGCUAUGAACUCCUUUGUGUAGACAUUUCCACCUGGUCACAUUCUCUUUUGCAGACUGCCAUGUUUCAUUCAGUGCACUCAGUUAUCAUUCAGUGGUUAUAUGGAAACACUAUGUAGAGGCAUAUUCAUACAUUGAACAAUACAAUCAAAACACAAACUGUUGUAAGUGAUACUGGAUGUCAGUGUGACAGUAAAAUGUCAUCAUCUUGUUCAAAGCGUAAUUGUUUUCUACAGUGUGCAGGAACUGACACCGAAUCUACAAUGUAGCAAGAUGAAAGAAGCCUAAAAUCAUCUUUCCUUUAUGAAAACUGUAAAUGCAUGAAAUGGUACACAUUUCAAAUACAAACUAGUGUAUGUAUGCCAUGGUAUGGUCCUUUGUUAUGCAGUCCUUGCUCUGACACCUGGGUAUAGAGUCCGUUUCCUUUGUCAGUAUUAUAGUAGUGUUACAGUGUGUAAAACUUCAAUGUCUAUAUAGACAUUGCUGGUGAAAUUGGUGAAUUUAUUGUAUAAUAUAUACCAUGUCUUUAUAAAAGACUAGAACAUAUAUAUAUGAUGGCUAAAUAAUUUAAGUAUGACACUUGCAUUUGCUGAUGCUUACUCCAACCCAAAUAUAAUCUUUCUGCGCCCAUUAUUUUAUCGCCUUUAACGUAUAAAGUAUUACACAUUGUAUUUUGUACACCAUGUUAUCAAUCAGGUUAUUUAGAAUGAACAAGUGAUAUGCUUUGCAAUGCAUUCUGGGAUUUGUAUUUUUCAGUCACUGAUGGGACAUUGGAAUGCCAUGAUCAGCAUUACGAACCUGCAAGCAUACUGUUCAGUGCCUUUAUUUGAGAUGCAUUCCAUGGUGCACUGCUUGGCUGGAUAAAAGAGCAAAGUUUGACUAGUGAACUACAGUAUUUUGAUUGCCAAAAAUGUAAAUUGUGUAAAUUAUAAAAAAAAAUAUGAUAAAUGUUAUACUGAAAUGGAGAGUAAUCUUCUGUAUUGUAAAUUGCUGCAGAUCCACUGUUUACUGGUAUUUCUAUGAAUGGCAAAGAGUGCAUAGCACAAACACUAAUCACACUUAGAACUGAAAGCACAGCAUACACCGAAAUCCCUACAUUCUUUACACAUAAAACUGGAGGACAUAUCCACCAGUUCCUUAGAAGGUGUUUCAGAAAACCUUCAACUUGCAGAAAAACAUUAAUUAGAUUCCUAAAUUAAUGAUAAGAAAAUGGAAUGCAAUAGAGAAAGCUGCUAACAAAGAUUAGUAGAGGCGGAUAUUGGGCAUCCGCUAUGAAAACCGUUACUUUGAGUAAGUCAACUUUUCCAAUACUGUGGUUUAGCUUCAUAAAAAAUUAUAUAUAUAACAGCCUAUGGUUGAAGCAAUGCUCAGUUUCAUUUGCCAAUAAAUUGCUUUUUCAUAACUUGCAUCAAGUUUAAUUUUAAGUAAGCUUUUGUAUGUAGAUAUUUUGUUCAAUUUGUAAAUAUACAGAAAGAUUAGAUGCUUUAUGCUUCUAGAUGUUACAAAGAUAUAAAGCAGAGGUAUGUUGUACUGGGUAAGAUAAGAAAAAAAGAUAUAGCUUAUGGAGUGCAUGGUAUUUUUAAGACAUCCACUGAAAUGCAUUUAUUUUGCUGUGAAAACAACAUAGUGAACUAUUGUACUUACUGCAGACUUCUUGAACUUGUGCCCGUAUGUUAUAUAUUGUCAUUCCUUCUUUUAGUAAUGAUAGGAAUAAAGCACAAGUUUGGCAGCUGUGUACCCACACUCCUAGUUUUUCCUUCACUUCAUGUACAUUCUGUAACCCAUCCACCUCUACAGCACAACAUGUUAUUGUGUGUUGAUCGGACCUGAAGAAUUAAAAAGAAUUUAUACAGAUCAAACAUUAAAGCACAAUGGCACAGAAUCUUGGGAUAGAAAAGCUUACCAGUGGCUGUGAUGGUCGUUUAUCAAGGGAAAAAUCACUGUGACAUAAUUCUGUGUUGUGUCAAUUUAUAUUGCAAAAAAAAAAAAAAAUGCUUCAACUUAGACACGGUAAUUUGUCUACAUUCAUGAAGGAAGUAUUUGUCUUCAUAUUGUGACCCCAUUGUGCUUUAUAAUUGACACAAGAGAGCAUGAGAAUUGUGCCUUAGUCCUUGAUCAAUGACCUCCAGACAAGUAACACAUGCUAACACAAAAUAUGCAUGUUCUGUUUCAUCCACAGACUCUCUUGUGUAAAAAUAAAAAUUUUGUAUGAUAAUAAAUGUGUUCCAAUUUA